AAACCAAAAUUCCUACAAAUAAUGAGUCUGGAGAACAGCACUGUGAAGACUGAAUUCUUUCUCCUGGGAUUCAGUGACCAUCCAGAGCUCCAGAGUCUUCUAUUUGCUUUGUUUUUCUCCAUCUACUCUGUUACUCUGAUGGGGAAUCUUGGGAUGAUCUUAUUGAUUGCCAUCAGUGCUAACUUACACAUCCCCAUGUACUUUUUCCUCUGUAUGCUGUCCUUCAUAGAUGCAUGCUACUCUUCUGUCAUUGCCCCCAAGCUACUUGUGGAUCUGAUUUCUGACAAGAAGAGCAUUUCUUACAAUGGCUGUGCUACACAGUUGUAUUUUUUCUGCUCUCUUGUUGACUCAGAAUCUUUCCUCUUGGCUGCCAUGGCUUAUGACAGGUAUAUUGCAAUCUGUAACCCCUUACUUUAUACUGUAAUUAUGUCCAAGAGAGUGUGUGGUCAGCUAGCAAUUGGAGCAUUCAUGGGUGGGACUAUUAGUUCAAUAAUCCAUACCACUAAUACUUUCCAGUUGUCAUUCUGCUCUAAAGAAAUUAACCAUUUCUUUUGUGACAUCUCUCCACUCUUCUCUCUGUCCUGCUCUGAUACCUACACACAUGACAUCAUUUUAGUAGUCUUUGCAAGUUUGGUCGAAGCUAUCUGUCUUCUUGCUGUUCUUCUUUCCUAUGUAUGCAUUAUAGCAGCCAUCCUUAAAACAGGUUCUGCAGAGGGAAGAAGGAAAGGGUUCUCUACUUGUGCUUCUCACCUGACAGUGGUCACUAUUUAUCACGGUACCCUAAUUUUCAUUUAUUUGCGCCCUAGUACAGGACAUUCAAUGGACAUUGACAAAAUGACCUCUGUGUUCUAUACAUUGAUCAUACCCAUGCUUAACCCCCUGAUAUAUAGUCUCAGAAACAAAGAUGUCAAAAUUGCCUUUAGAAAAAUUAUUGGCAAAAAAAUUAUUUUCUUAGGUAAGUGA
Messenger RNA from Cricetulus griseus (Chinese hamster), 963 nucleotides. NCBI's taxonomy places the organism in Eukaryota, Metazoa, Chordata, Mammalia, Rodentia, Cricetidae. The record is from RefSeq and is a predicted model, not a curated record.